Messenger RNA from Esox lucius (northern pike), 3397 nucleotides. It is a transcript of the gene zfp36l1b, whose product is annotated as zinc finger protein 36, C3H type-like 1b. Gene Ontology annotation, molecular function: metal ion binding; mRNA binding. The record is from RefSeq and is a predicted model, not a curated record. Lineage: Eukaryota; Metazoa; Chordata; Actinopteri; Esociformes; Esocidae.
GCCCCGUUUUAAAAAGGAACUGCGCACAACUUUUGUAGGACAGGGGGCUCUCUGCAGGGCAGAAAGAACUUGAAUCUGGACUAAUCAGCCCUGUGCUUUAGAUAACUUAUUUUUUUAUUUUAUUUCUAAUCAAUAAAAAUGACAGCAACUAUCGUUUCUCCUUUCUUCGACUACAACGAAGUCAACAAGAACAAUAAGAUGUUGAACUACAACAACAACAACACUUUCAGUGGGCCCCACUCCACGUCUGUCCCAAUCUGCACUAGUGCCAACACCCCCCCCUCCUGUACCCCCACUGGUACCCUGCUGGACAGGAAGGUGGUGGGGGCCCCCUCUGCUGGGGGCGGUGGGCUGUUCCAGCGCCGCCACUCAGUCACCCUCCCCAACGCCAAAUUCAACCAGAACCAGUUCAUCAACAGCCUCAAGGUGGACGCCUCCUCGCUCCUGAUUGGAGGUGGCGGCAACAACAAGGAGAACCGCUUCCGGGACCGCUCCUUCUCAGAGACUGGGGAGCGCCUGAAGCCAGGCAGCCAGCUCCAGUGUCUUGGGGGAGGGCAGAGCCAGCAGCAGGUCAACUCCAGCCGCUACAAGACGGAGCUGUGCCGGCCCUACGAGGAGAACGGGACCUGCAAGUACGGCGACAAGUGCCAGUUUGCCCACGGCAUGCACGAGCUGCGCAGCUUGAGCCGCCACCCGAAGUACAAGACGGAGCUGUGCCGCACCUUCCACACCAUUGGCUUCUGCCCUUACGGCCCUCGCUGUCAUUUCAUCCACAACGCCGAGGAGCGCCGCGGCCCGCCGCCGCCGCCCCUCUCCAGUUUCAACAAGAUGGAGCGCCCCCGCCUCCAACACAGCUUCAGCUUCGCUGGCUUCCCCAGUCAAGGUGGCCUGCAGGACAGCCCGACCUCGGUCACCCCGCCACCCAUCUUCCCCGCUGAUGACCUGAGGGAGUGGCCCAGCAACCCCUUCACCUACUCCAGCCAGGAGCUCACCAACUUGUUUGGCCCCAGCCUGGGAGGGGGCGCCCCUGUCCUGGAGCCCAGUCUGGUGCGCCCGGCCCCAUCCUCCCCCACAGCUCCCUGCUUCUUCCGGAUCAUGUCGGAGUCUCCCCCCAGUCCCCCUGACUCCCUCUCUGACCAGGAGGGCUAUCAGAGCAGCCUGGGCAGUCAGAGUGGCUCAGAGUCCCCCAGCCUGGAUGCCUCUAGGCGUCUGCCCAUCUUCAGCAGGCUCUCCAUUUCGGAUGACUAGAGUGCCUUCAUCCACCACCCCCCCCUACAUUACCCCCCCCCCACACAGUGCCUGAGCUGGAUGGAGUGCCUGCCUCCCCUACAGUCCAGACACCAUUUCCCCUCCUUCGUCUCCUGGUCUUGUUUACAACCCAGAGGUGGACUUGGUUCUGUUCAGCAGUGUUGUAGCCACUGAGUCCAAUCAGAAUGCCCCGAAAGUGGAUCGCCUCCCUGCAGAGGAGCCUCAGCACCCUUGUCGCUCCCUCGAACUGACAUCGGCCUCCCCUCCUCAUCCCGGACGAUUCCAAUGUAGUCAAUAAUAGACCGUUGUCUUUUUAUUUGAACGAAAUGGUCACUCAGCCACGUGGUCACCAAGUAACCUUGAUGAGUGGUGAGAUUUGUAGUUAACGUCCCCCUGGACGAAGUGCUACAGAAAGGAGGGAGCGGUGGGAGUCUGAGGGGAUGGAGAGAGACAGGGCAGUAGAAAGUGUUGGUGUCCCAGGAUUCCCUUGUCCUCCGGUGUGUAGCAGAGCUUCACGCGGCCAUUGAUGCCUGAGCCACAGAUAUCUUCAGACCUCCUGUCCUUUCACUCUUGAGUUGAGAGGACUUGUGACAAAUCAGUGCUCCAUUUAAUGAAAAGAAAAGGUAGAGAGAGGGAAAAAAAAAAACAGGGUCACCUUGCUCUUCAAAUUAAACCGUCAAAACUAACAUUAUUGGACUACCAGUUCCGAUGACGUGCCUUAGUGUCGUCUGAUCAAUGUGUGCCACAAAAUGUGUGAGACUAAAAUGGUUACACUUUAUUUUUUCUUGUCUCUCUUUUCUGAUUGUUUCAUGUGAAUCAGGGCUGUCAUUCUUUUGGUGCUACUUUUCUCUGGUGCCAUAACAACCCCUAAGACCCCAUGCUGCCCUUAAUGUGUCUGCUGGUCUGGUUUGGUUUCUCUAGUUAAAGAUGUUGGAAGGAGUAGUGCUGUUCAUCUGUGUAAAUUCUGGUUGUCAAACAUUCAUAUUUGAGCUUGGCCUGUUUUCUUUGAGUUUGGCCCAAGCACAACCCCUCCCUUCCCCCAAAUCAUCCAGCUCAAUAGCUGGCUGAGAUGAUUCCUCAGACUCCAGUCAAAUCACAUGAGCGAAAAGGCUCUCCCAUCGAUUCCACCUUGUUCAACAUUAUAUUAUUAUUAUUAUUAUUAUAUUAUUGUUUAGUUUGUUUUGAAAAGCCUUCAAACGGACAGUUUUCGCUUGUCACUGCUUAUUUAACUUAUCAAAAAUGUAUUUAUUGCUGAUCUUAAAGCAUUUUUUAUUUUGUAUUUAUCUGGAUAAUGAAACCAUAGAAUAUAUUUUCUUUUAUGUUAAAUUAUGAUCUUCCAUAUUAAUCGUAAGAUUGUGAAGACCAAGUUCUUUUUUUUUUUUUCUCACAGUUAAUAUAUUAUACUGCAAUGACAUUUUUGUUUUGUAACUACACUUUGAUUUUGAAAGUGAAUCUUAAUUUAAAUACUAAAAAUGCAAACUUUCUUUUUUUGCGUUUUAUUUAUUGUUUUUCCUUCUUUGUGAUGUUGGACUGCGGUUUUCAGGUUCUCUUUGCUGUCUUAAUCCUUUUUCCUGUUGUGGGCAGCAGCAGCUCUCGAAGGCCCUGUAGAAUGUAGACUAAGUUGGAUAACAGGCCUAGCCCUGGUAUUUUGCUGUCUUUUGACCAGGACAAAGAUUCAUUUUAGUAUUGAAGAGAUCACUCUUAGCCUAUAAAACCAGCAUUUAUGCUGUGAAUGACAAAUGGAAAGCUCUUAUUUGAAUUAAUGAAUUAUGGACACUUGCCUAUUCCACAAUACCAUGCACAUACUUGCUAGCACUUUUUAGUUGCCAAAUGGUAAUGUUGUGUUGGGUUGUUUUUGUUCUAGUUGUUGGCAGUUCGUUCCCAUUAAGUGCCUAUCAGUACAUUCCAGGUAUCCCCAAGAGUUGUGCCUUUAUCACGUUUUUAUAACACAGCAAAUUUAAGCCUAAACACUUGUUCUUGUAGUAGGGUAAAGGUUAACAGGAUUGAUACCUGACAUAAAGAGCAACAGUUGAAUGUAUUCUCUUUUUAGCAGCCGUUGCUAUUCACUACAGUAAUUUCUAUGUUGUCACGUAUUGUUUUUGUAAUGACAGAUUGCAGUUUAAACCAAUAAAAACACAUUUCUAUUGAA